This is a messenger RNA of Acomys russatus (golden spiny mouse), 579 nucleotides long. RefSeq names its product mitochondrial ribosomal protein S16 (gene Mrps16). Gene Ontology annotation, biological process: mitochondrial translation. The transcript is spliced from 3 exons. Bases 154 to 558 code for a protein of 134 amino acids. Gene Ontology annotation, molecular function: structural constituent of ribosome. Gene Ontology annotation, cellular component: mitochondrial small ribosomal subunit; ribosome. Lineage: Eukaryota; Metazoa; Chordata; Mammalia; Rodentia; Muridae. The record is from RefSeq and is a predicted model, not a curated record.
GAGGGGCCGGCCGCUUCCGCAGAGCGCUUUCCGGCUCUGGAGCGGCGCGGCGCUCGCGGCGUGUGUCUGCGUGGCCGCUUGGGGGCGCUCUACCAAGGCUCGGUGGAGCGGGUCUGCGCAGGCGGACAGCCGGAGAUCCGCUCGCCGGGCACCAUGGUCCACCUCACAACCGUUUUCUGCAAAGCCUACCGCGGAGGCCACCUAACCAUACGCCUUGCUUUGGGUGGCUGCACCAACCGGCCUUUUUACCGCAUUGUCGCCGCUCACAACAAGUGUGCCAGGGAUGGCCGCUUCGUAGAGCAGUUGGGCUCCUACGAUCCACUGCCCAACAGUAACGGAGAAAAACUGGUUGCCCUAAACCUGGACCGGAUCCGGCAUUGGCUUGGCUGUGGGGCUCAACUCUCUAAGCCUAUGGAGAGACUUCUGGGUCUUUCUGGCUUUUUCCCCCUGCAUCCGAUGAUGAUCACCAAGGCUGAGAGACUUCGGAGGAAGAGAGCGGAAGUCCUCUCAGCACUUCAGAAAGCACCGUCAGAGCCCAGAGAGACAGAAGCAAGCUGACUUCAGCGAACCCAGCUGUGG